AUGAUAACGCACUACAUGCUCGAAAAUUCUCGUGCCAUUCGUGUCGAAUGGGCGCUUCGAGAACUGGGGUUGGAACAUGAGACCAAGUGAGUUGAGUGUGCCGAGGAGCCGUAGUUACGGGUUCGAUGCUUGACUCGUUCGAGCGGACUCGAGCGGGUCGGGCGGUGGUUCGUAGGGUGUUUUGCUCGCUGAUGUUGGGUUACUUGAGUGGGUAGAUGCUAUAAAAGGGUCAAUGGGAAGAAAGCUGUAAGUGAACACCACACUAACUACUAAUAAGCUUGCCAAGUGACAGGGCGAGCUCUCAAAUGGACUCGGAGGCCAGCACCGGUCGGAUGUGGGGUUCUUUCAAGUUCGAGCGAACCCCGCUCAUCUUCAUCGGUCUCGCACAUGAACUCAUUCUUUGGGAAGUUGUAUAUGAAUAGCCCCCAGAGAUGAAAGAAGAAUCCGGUACGACGGUGGGAAAGUCCCCGGCUUUGAGGGAUGGUGAUCUUUUGAUCGUCGAGUCGUCGGCGAUUUUAACGUACGUCACUUGCGGUGCCGAUGGAUCGGAAGCCGGUUUGGGCCGGUCCAACCAUAAAGCGCAAAAGAUCAGGAUGGAGCGAUUGAUAUUGAAUUGAAGGUUGUGUGUGCAUUUAUGCAGGUACCUCGCGGAAAAAUACGACGAGAGUGGUCGACUUUUACCUGGCUUGAACAGGGAGCAGGAUCGAGUCGAUACUUUCGCUUGGGUCGGGUUUGCCGAAGGCGCUCUGAGUAAGUCUUCUUUUCGCCUACUCGGGGAUUGAUCCUUCCUACGUAGUACGUGACUGAUGGUUCAGUGUCGGUUCAUGGGAUGCAGUGGUCCAUGCUCUGCCGAUCACUUACGCGGCGUGGUUCAUCCCCGACGAGUAUGAGAAGGCCUGUCAAGGUUUUCAUGAAAGCCUUAGUCAGUUUCCCAAUUCGCGUCGGCGGAAGUAGCGGAAACCUCGAUUGAGUAAGACCAGUAUGACUUCUUCCCUUCAGAACCCAACAUCAUCAACGACCUCGACUACCUCGAAGCUGAACUCAAGAGGAACGUCGAGCGCUUCGGGAAGAAGAAUGGCCAAGGUGCGUUCUUGGUCGGACAAGAUUUGACGAUCGCGGAUAUUCAGGUCGCUUUCCCCAUCGAGUGAGUCGAGGGAAAGCGUUUGCCAGGAUUAAGCUGAGCUGAGCUUGGUGAUCACACUUCUUAGGUACAUCUUUACGCACCCGACCAUCUCCAAGGGAUUGAAAGACGAGAUCCGAGGUUACACGCAGAUCAAGGCUUGGUUGAGAUGCUUGGAAGCGAGGUCCGCUUACAAGGAGGCGACCAAGGUGGCGGAGUAUGUCUUUGUUUUGCCUGAUGAUGUGUAG
This is a messenger RNA of Microbotryum saponariae, 1368 nucleotides long. NCBI's taxonomy places the organism in Eukaryota, Fungi, Basidiomycota, Microbotryomycetes, Microbotryales, Microbotryaceae. The record is from the annotation of a GenBank genome assembly.